Molecule: messenger RNA, 730 nt
Organism: Trichomycterus rosablanca
Lineage: Eukaryota; Metazoa; Chordata; Actinopteri; Siluriformes; Trichomycteridae
Product: catenin delta-2-like
Exons: 7
Coding region: 155-730 (191 amino acids)
Biological process (GO): cell-cell adhesion; dendritic spine morphogenesis; cell-cell junction assembly
Cellular component (GO): adherens junction; plasma membrane; cytoplasm
Molecular function (GO): cadherin binding
Source: RefSeq, a predicted model, not a curated record
UUCUCCCAUGAGGAGAGAGCCAUUCUGCGGGUGAUCACCGGACUCGGAACGCGGUGGAGGAGAGGACCGGUGUGGACAAUACACAAAAGCAAACACAAAGAGAAGAGGACCAGGGAGGAGAGCGUUGUUCCAUCUGAAUCUGUCUGGUUGAGACAUGCCAGUUCCAGACCAGCCUGCUGGAGCUGCAAAUCCUGCCAUGCUAAGCACAGGACUAAAUACCUGUUACGGAGACCAGACCGGAUCCGAGCCCACCUCAGCCAUCUUGGCCUCGGUCAAAGAGCAGGAGCUACAGUUCGAGAGACUGACUCGGGAGCUGGAGACCGAGCGGCAGAUCGUCGCCACCCAACUGGAGCGAUGCAGGCGCGGAUCUGAGAGUGGCGGCACCAUGAGCGACAUCAGUUCAGCAGAUGAGCAUCUCCGCUGGAAUCCUCAAGACGGACAGGAGGACAUCGAGGAUGAGCUUAACACGGGGCUGGAGCUCGUAGACUCGUGCAUCAGAUCUCUGCAGGAGUCCGGGAUCCUGGACCAUCAGGAGUACAGCGCGAGUGAACGACCUAGUCUGCUCUCUCAGAGCUCGCUGCAGCUCGCCUCCAACUCCUCCGGCUACCACGGCGGCCAGGCACCGGCCGCGAACGACGCCUCGUUUCAGCCGCAGCAGCCUUACAACCAGCAUGACAGUACCAAUGUGGACAAAGCAAGAUCCAUAAAGAUCAAGACCAUUUCAGUUUAA